Molecule: messenger RNA, 2593 nt
Organism: Hippoglossus stenolepis (Pacific halibut)
Lineage: Eukaryota; Metazoa; Chordata; Actinopteri; Pleuronectiformes; Pleuronectidae
Gene: esco2
Product: establishment of sister chromatid cohesion N-acetyltransferase 2
Exons: 15
Coding region: 138-2132 (664 amino acids)
Biological process (GO): mitotic sister chromatid cohesion
Cellular component (GO): nucleus; chromatin
Molecular function (GO): protein-lysine-acetyltransferase activity
Source: RefSeq, a predicted model, not a curated record
GUAGGCAGACGCGCGCUGUUCAAAACACGGGGAAGAAACGCGGGCAGCAGAAGAAGAAGAAGAGACUUGAGCUAAACCUAAACGUUAAUCUCUGUGAAUGUAGCGCGACACAAACGUGUUCGGUGACAUUUGGAGAAAUGAUGCCCACUACGACCAGGAAGAGGAAGCUCUCCUCUCUGGACUCUGACAGUCACCCGGCCAAGAAGGGAGUGAGAGAGGAGACGUCCCCCGUGAAGAGAGGAUCCCAGAGAAACCUGCAGUCGUCUCCAACUAGAAAGAAGCCAGCUGGACGUUUGGACAUGUUUAACUUUCCCUCCCCGCAGAAAUCCCCUCGUGGACGAGCAGUCUCACCGACCAAAUCGCCUCGUAAAUCUCCCGUCAAACCUGCCAUCGUCACGAGCUCCUUUUACGGCAAGAAUAAGCCCGUCUAUCUCACUCCACUGGAGAGAAAGGCGAUAAAGGAGUCUCGGCCCUCUCCUCCUCCUCUUCCCUUGCCCCCCUCUCAGGUGAAGAAGCCGGUAAUGAAGAAUAAAAAGAAAGUAAAGGGAGGCAAGAAGCUGAGAAAGGUUCCUGCAGGAUCUAGUAAAGUGGGGAAGACGAGCAUCAAAAACUUCACAACAUAUACAAAGACCAUCCGGCUUUCGAAGUUUAACACCAGUGUCACAGCUAAACCAGCGUCUGCACAACCUGCAGCUGCCACUGGUAACACUAAACCAGCGGACUCCAAGAAAUCGAUCACCAUCACCUUCAGCAGCCUCAAGCCCAAACCCAAGAUCUUUGUUGGCGCUGCCUUCUUCAGCACGGGCAAGAAACCGACAUCCAUGUACAAGAAAUCUGCACCGAAGUCCUCGACCAAGCCGGCGUCAGUCCAGAGCAAAAGUAGAGCCGCUCCGCCACAAGCAAAGAGCGAGAAAACAAGGCAGCAGCAGCAGACAACUGUGGCGUCGAACCAGCAACAGAAAGAUCCUGAAAAAAUCGUCGUCCAGCCGAGCAACAAGCAGAGAUCAAAGUUCGACCCGACAGACUGGAUGGACUCUGUUAACGAAGAGCCUGAAACUCCACAGCCAUUUAGCUCACCUAAAGUCUUGACAGAGAAAUAUGGGAUUCACAAGGAGCUGAAGAUUGUGUUGACGAGGACCCCGUCACCAAGUUCAGCAUCUAUCGCUUCAUUCACCAACACUCAGGACGAUUCUCUGACAGAUGUGCCCAUCUUUGACUUCAGUGAUAUCGAUCCGACCAGUGCUGCCUCCAGCUCGCCCAAAGGAUCUGCAGCAGCAGUGUAUCCCAUCUUUGGUUCUGCGUCCAAGAGGUUAAAGAAAACUCUGCAGCCUCCAGUGACCUGCAGCACCCCCUCUGGCCCCGUAACAACACUGCAGACGCCUUCUUCGGCUAAAGAGCGAAGUACUCGCAGGAGGAAAGAGAAGCAGGACGACGACCAGCUCAUCAUCGAUGCGGGUCAGAAGCAGUUUGGAGCAAUAACCUGCAGCUCAUGUGGGAUGGUUUACAGCGCCGACAACCCAGAGGACAAUUUCCAACACUCCCAGUUCCACCAGCGCUUCAUCGACUCCAUCAAAUUUGUGGGCUGGAAGAAGGAGCGGGUGGUGGCUGAGUUCUGGGACGGAAAGAUUCUCCUGGUCAUGCCCGAUGAUCCCAAAUACGCCGUCAAAAAGGCUGAGGAUGUGCGUCGCGUCGCGGACAACGAGCUGGGUUUCCAGCAGGUGACUCUGAGCCGACCCACUCAGGCUAGAACCUACCUGUUCAUCAACGCGGAGCGAAUGGUGGUUGGCUGUCUGAUCGCUGAGCCCAUUCGACAGGCUUACAGAGUCCUGGAGCAGCCGGACCAACAGAAGGACAUGACCAAGGACGACUUCAUGGAGCGACACCGAGCCUGGUGCUGCUCCUCCGUCCCAGAACAAGCCAUGUGUGGGAUCAGCCGGAUCUGGGUCUUCAGCCUGGCCAGACGUCAGGGAGUCGCCACCCGCAUGUUGGACACCGUCAGGAGCACCUUCACGUACGGAAGUCGUCUGACCAAGGACGAAGUCGCCUUCUCUGACCCGACACCUGACGGCAAAGUGUUCGCAACCAAGUACUGCAGCACGCCGACCUUCCUGGUUUACAACUUUGUCGCGUGAUGUUGGGAAAGAACUCAGCUGAACGUGUGGAUGAAAUGUUUUUAUUCAGGCUCUCGAUGAGUGUUGCGUCUUCACAGAUCUUCAGCCGGUUGUUGGAUUGUUCUUCACAUGCAAAGCAGUGACUUCAGGUUUUUGUUUGUGUACAAGCUGCAGUUGUGUACUUUUUAUUCAUCAGGAUGAAGUAGGUUCACUGUUUUUAUGUGAAUACGCCUGUGAUCCCUCAGUAUUUAUACUCUGCCGUUUCCUGUUGAAUGUAUAUUGGCGGUGCUUUCAGAUGUUUAUAUUUUGUUAAGGACAUUUCUGAAUAUAACCACAUAACUUCAUUUAUUCAUUCGUGUAAAUGUUCCGAUGUUUUCUUUCUCGCUCCCAGCUCAAGGUUUUCUGAGCACUUUGGAAGGAAAUGUUUACAGACACUGUUAAAAGCAGAAACCCUGAUUGUUCUGAUUGUUCUGCUUCAUUCU